AUGUCAUCAAACACAAAUUUUAUCAAUCGGUGGCCUCCUCACAACAGCACCGCUUCGUCUGGCUCUGGAAGCAACACCAGUUCUCCACCUCCUCUUCCUCCUUCACGUCCUUCGAAACCUGCCAGAAACAUGUCAGCGAUUCCUGGUUUGGAUUCAUCUCCCCUAAAUUCCAACAACACUUUCUCAACAAUGGAAUCUCUUUCUAAAAAGCGUCAGUUAGAACAGAAAGUCACAAGCGGUGACAACCAAUCACCUUCUUCGUCGUCAAUGAGCAGAGCGUCCAUGAUGAAUCCAACCACUCCGACGACUAACUUUUCUGCCCUUCGAAACCAAAUUGCCACUGCAUUUCAAAAUAAUAAUCAUUCACACGCAACAACCCCGAGUAGUACUAAUAGUACAACAAGUGUGAGACCCUCUGCUCUCUCACCACGAAAUAACAACAGCAUCACGACACAACCUGUUACGAGUACUAUUGGUUUUGAAAAUACAUCAUCCAUCUCGGUAGAAACCACUUUAUCAUCUUCGACAUUAGCUUCAAUCAAGAAUCGUGGGAACAGUCUUCUUCGAUCGAACAACAACACUGAUAAUAACGAAAGUACAUCCAUCACGAUGUGGCCCAAGCUCAGAUCUACAAAUUCCAACAAUAACAACAAUAACACAGCUGUGGGUUCUACAUCGUCUGGAGAAACCACAACCUCAACCUCAGCACUAAAGAAGAAUAUAUUCAUCAUCAAACAACAACAAGAGGAAAUCAAGUCAACCGAAGAGAAGAUGACUCAACAAAGUGCUCAAUCAAGUACAUCACCACGACCACCGAUUCCUUCUCGUGGUGGUUCAGUGAGUCGAUUUGGUGAGUCCACCAUGGUUCAUCCUUCCUCCUCGUCAUCCUCCUCUUCAUCUUCCAGUACGCUUGUUGCUUCGUCUCAUAAGGAAGGGAUCAGAGAUCAAAACCAUCAACUAUCACCAAGAUCUGUUUUUGCAACCUUCAUUGGCCAAACAGCAACACAAAAGGAAGAGUUGCCAGGAUCAUCCUCCACUACUCAAACCUCAUCACCAAGAUCUCAUCAUCAACAACAACAACAACAUUCACCAUGCUCAUCCUUGUCGCCUUCAACAGCAUCCUCAUCACCGAGCAAGGUACUUUCACUUCAUCAAAACAAAGUAACAGAGCCACCAAAAGAGUCAUCCCCACAAAAAGCAACAACAUCGACAACCCCUUCAUGGGUUUUAAAUCGGAAAAUUCAUUCUGAGAAUCCAUCAUCAUCUUCCUCCUCUCCUGUAACAUCAUCAAAGCAAUGGCCACCUCAGAAGCAGCAGCAACAACAACAAGAAGCCUCACCGACCACACCCACCUACAACCACCAGUUGCCCUCCUCUCAUGAAUCAUCAUCAUCACUCUCUGUAUCUCCUGCAACGAAUAAGGCUCUCUCGGGCAGCACUAGUAGCACUGUCGGUGGUGCAAGUCCUACGAUUAAUCGUUUCUUGUGGAACACGAAAAAGCAACAAUUUGAUCAGCAACAACAACAACAACCGAAAAAUGAUGAAGCCUCUUCUUCUUCUUCCUCGCCAUCAACACCCCCACCAUUGCCUUCUUUGCUCCGAAAGCCUACUUUGAAGAUUGGAAGUGUUAGUCCUGGUAGCAAUCACAACAAUGAAGGUAGUAGUAGCAACAGUGGAGGAAAUUUUGAGAAUCAUCAAUCUUCUUCUCCGACUGUAACAAAUUUGUCGAAUUCUUCGACAUCAUCAACUUUGUCGAGGUUCAAAGAAAGACCUCCUCCAUCGGUUCCUUCUGUGUCUUUAACGAAUGAAAGAGAACAAGGCGUUGGUUUGCUAUGUAAAUCAGACACGACAAUAUCUAAAAACAGUCUGGUGUCACCCAGAUCAAACUCAUUGCUGAAUAAGGACUGUCUUGUCGAAAGCAACGGCUCUGAUUCUCUUCAUUCAGAACCCAACACAACCAAUUCCAACAUCAAAACUUCGUCACAGGCAAUUCCAUUUAAAAAACAACCUCCUCCAUUGCCACCGUCUAAAACUACUAGCUCUCUUUCAAGUAGCAUCAGCAACAGCCCAGUUCCGCCAAUAACUGAGAGAAAGACAUCACCAUUCUCAAUUAAUUCAACAACAACAUAUUCUUUAGAAGAAUAUUCUUCAAGUUCAAGCACUUCUCAAAAAAAGAAGUGUCUAGAUCAAGAUUCUUCCUCAACAAGCACACCAUCAACAAGUCCAAUUUCUUGUGACUCCUCUAAUACUUUGUAUUCAAUGCAAAAAAUCUAUAGUGCUCACGAACCUGAGGACACAUCAUCGUUUCAUGACUUAGAAUCAGACGGUGAGGUCGACAACGAUUUUGCAGAAGAUCAGGAGUCUUUCGGAAGUUCAAGGAAUUUCUUUGAUAUGGACUCUUUUACCGUUGCCGGCUUGGGUAAAUUGAAGUCGAUGAACAUGUCGAGCAAUCAGCGAUCCAAAAAACCUCAACGAUCUAGAAGCAACGAUUAUGUGCAACCGACUGCAGUGCAAAAAGAAUGUGACACAUCCAACUUUGAAACCAUUCUACCUAGCUUUUUAAUAGAAACUAAAAUCAAACCGUGGUCACAAACCGAUAGUACAAUCUCACCCGAGGAAGAAGCAGCUCUCUCUCAACGCAAGUAUGCUCAUCCAAAUUUGAGAAAUGCUUUCAAAGCCUUUAAUGAGCCUUUCCGCAUUAUGAAAUGCAUAGAACCUCCAUAUUGCAGUGUUCCUUUCAGACCUACGUUUGAUGAUACUUACGACACUGCCACAACUACAUCAUCACAUGUGUCAUUAUCAACUGAUUCACGCUCUCGAUCUAACUCUAAUUCAUAUUUCCGACCUUCCACUGAAACACUGGAGGAAGAGGAAGCUGAGGAGGAGCAGAGUGGAGCUCAAUCCUUUGGAGCAUUUUUGGCAAAGCUCAAAGAAGCGAAUUCAAACGAGGAUUAUGCUGGUAGUUCCUCUCCAAGAACUGUAUUUUUGAGACAAUCCAACAAAUAUAGUUCUGUGGGAAGAUCUCAUAAAUCGAACGAAGGAUUUGAUGAGAUGGUACUCUCUGACAAGAAAAAGAGUCUUUUUGAAUUUGCAAAGGCCACCAUCGCAAAAAAGACAACCGAUAUCAUUGAAAACAUUGAACCAAAGAAUGGAACAGUGAUGACAUUUAAAGAGGUCGGUCUUGACCAAAUCACGGAAAAUAUUACUUCAAAAACUCGUUUAGUGAGUUGUCUAAAGCCAGAUUACAAAUUUAAACCUCUAGAUGCAUCUCUUUGUCAGCGAUCGAACGACAUUCCGUACCCAGUUAAGAGAAAGACAAAAUUCUUCUUGCAAUGUUCGAACUUACGAUUUUUGGACAGUACACAAAUGAAAGAUCGUGAGCUUCUCUUCAUGACCAUAGCUCUCUAUGACACACUUGCUGGAAGAAAAAUUUCGGAAGACUAUCACUUCCACUUAAUGCCUAGUUGUCAAUUUAACAGAGUUUCGGAAACGAUUAAGCGUGAUCUUUCACUGUAUGAUGCAUCGCUAAACAAUUCCAUGUUUGCUUCCAAAAAACUUUUCUCAGUGAGCUAUCCAAAUGAUCAGAUUUAUGUAGUGGCAUUUGUAUAUCGAAUGCCAACAUCUACUAUCAAAGAUGCUAUCAAAAUGUACUCUAAAGAGGCAAAGAAUGUUGAAAAGUGGUUCGAGAAAUACGAAGAGUACAAGCCAAAACUUUGUAGACAUAGACAACCAUUCUUAUUCAGCUUUGCUCCCUUAUUUGAGAAAGAAUUAAUGGAAAUCAAAGGAAAGCAGGUGGAAACAUUUAAGCUUAGUAGCUCUAAAAUAGAUUUGAAACCACUUUAUGAGAUUGAGGGAGAUUGGAAAAAUCCUAUGGAUGUCAUAACGACGAUACGCAACUCUCUGAAAGAAAAGAAGACAAAGAGUAACCAAGUGUCAGGAGUUAUGUCACUAAAUGUUGAGCUCUACUCCAAUGCUAGUGCCCAAAGUAAUUAUGAAAUUCAGCAACGAGUGACUCAACAACAUCACAAAUCCAGUAGCAUUCAUUCUAGAAACAAUUCAGAUAGCUCUCUUGGUUCAUGCACUCCCCUGACUGUCCAGGUUUCUCCAAGAUCUGAUUCAAUGUUUGAUCGUCACGAUGUGGAGCAAAUACCGCGUGAUGUUAUUCAAGAGUUUCCAUUACUUUCCUCUAACUAUCCAAAUCUCGCGAUUCAAAACACUUUAUUUAUUUAUCCAAUUGCAUUUUCCAUCGAAGGAUCAAAAUCUGCCAAGAAUGUUUUCAUUGAAGUGUAUUUCAGAAAUAACGAUGUGAUUCCACCAGUCAUUAAUGACAUCAACGAUCCCUACUCUGAAAAACGAUUUAUCACAUGGCUCAAGAGAGAAAAAACACACACUCUUUUGACAUCACUUUCCUACGAUGAAAAGCAACAACAGUUGUUUGAUGAAUUUAGAUUGGAGCUUCCACUAAUACCAAACUACAAACAUCAUUUGUUGUUUGUUUUCUAUCACAUUGAUAUCGACAACAAACGAUCUAAAAAACUUGAAUAUGCUAAUCCAGCGAUUGAUGCACGCCAGGACUUUUUCGGGACCUCGGACAGAGCUGUAAUAGGAUAUUCGUUCUUGCCUCUUACCAGACGCGUCCAAAAUGAUAAUUCAAACUACAAGAUAGGAGAAAAUAUUGCAUUUUGUCACGAAAUAUCAAAAGAGUUAAACAUUUACAAGAAAGAUACAUUCUUGAGCAAUUAUCUGUCUUUGGAGGGCUUACGAGCGAUCAAAAAUGCAAAACUUGUUGUGAAAACCAAGUUGGUAUCAACGCUGUAUCCAAGAGAUCGCUUUUUAUCUCUUUUCUAUUGUGUCAUGACAGAUUUGUAUACAUUCCCUCUCUUCAAGUCCAACGAAGUUUUAGAAUAUCUUUCAAACGACCUUUUACUGAGAUUUAAUGAAAUUGACUUCUCAGAAUUCAUGCCUCAUUUUCCAGUGGUCAUGAAUAUGCUCUUUGAACUAAUGACAAGAAUAAGAGAUUUCUCAACAAACAUCAAACUUGUGGAACGUGUCGAACAACAGGCUCUUGAUGCAGUAAUUGUGUGCUUGAAAGGCGCCUAUCACUACACCAAACUCCACUCACGAGGUAACAAAUUCUUCUCGAGCUAUAUCAAGUACAUUUUCGCUCCAGAUCAAAGUCUUACCUUGAAACUGCCAUACAUUUUUAUUAAAUUGUUGCAAGCUACCUCCAGAGAAGUAGACGCAAGUCAAGAUACCAGAUACAUUGACGAGAAAUUUGGAAAAAAGAGGUUGUCUAAUACCAAGAAGUCUGCACCUGUCUUAGAAAAGAAAGAGGAUGAUCAACACUAUGAUGUCAUCAAGUUUUCUUGGUUUAUAUUUGAUGCUAUUGUAAAAAGUGUUGCACUAGAUUGUGCCAAUAAUCGUGAAACCAUGGGUUAUCAAAGCAACACUAUGACUUACUUCAAUUCAGAGCAAGAUGAACUAGCAUUUAUUGAUCUCGUUGAAUCUGUCAUGGUUAACUUUAAUAAUUGUGUCAAUAAGCUAAUGCUAACAGAAGUAGCCAAUAGGAACAAUAUUGGUUUGAAUGGCAACAGAAAUUUGGCAUUAUUUAUUCGAGAUUUAAUACCCAUGUUACAUAGAAGAAAUAUUGUUAAAUUGUUGAACAAUUACUUUUCUUUUUUCAGCGGCUCUGAUGAAAAACAAUUGAAUUUGAAGAUUGAGUUUAUUGCUAUUGUGAGUGAUUAUGAAUAUUGGAUUCCUCUGAACAAUCUCAGCUUGGAAGAGGGUAACUUUGGUAUUAGCCAUUUUUCGAACUUGUUUUAUCAAAUUGUCGACACCAAUAAGGACAAGCUCGUGAAGAAAAUUUCCAAGGCCCUACUCAAUCAUUUGUGCAAGCUCGAUUACGAUUCUCGAUACAACGAAGAUUCUGAGAAAGCACUUGUGUGCGAAUUAUAUCUAGGAUUUGUGGAUGCCUUCUUUGAAAGAGACGGUAGCCUUCCAUAUCUUCAAAAUGAUGACCUCUAUGUUGUUACCUCUUGCAUGAUUUUGUGGAUCAUGAGAGGUCUUUCACAGAGACGUCUUGUUGAGUGGUUUAAAUCACAACCCUAUUACAGGACUUCAAAUAUUCUCACCUUUUUAGAUUCCUUCACUAUUGCUAUUAACAAUCUUGACUAUAAUGCUAAAACAUCCAAAGAAAGAGAGCUCAAAGAUGACAGGACUCUACGAACAGAAGUGAUUCUUAUAAUUAACUACCUCAUUUCUGUCAUUACCUCAGUUCAUAUUCCGGAUUAUGAUCUUAUCAAGGAAUUGGAAAUGCAAAGUGACAAUAUUGAACUGCUCGCAAACAUUCCACUCAACGAUCCAAGCCUGUUGAAACAAAGACAGUUGGUGUCUGAUUAUGAAUCUCUUAAAGUAACUUCGCAACGACCAAUUGUUAGUUUAUUCUUCCGCCAAAUAUGCAGACUACUCAUGAAUGCUGUACUUCAACUUACGCUUCGAAAAGAGCUUGACCUGUGCUAUAUUGUUUUCAGAGAAUCCAUUUUCCCACUCAUUUGCAAUUGUACCAGUCAUUUGGUUCUCACUGAACUCUAUGACACGUCGAUUCCAAAGAAAGAACGAGCUCCAAUCGCUGAAAAACGACGUCUCGAGCAAAAAUGGAGAUGGUUACUUGGUGCCGUAAUGUUGCAUGCUGGUUUUACUUCAGAGGAAGAAGAAAAUGCAUACCCCAUUGUGAGAAAAUGUUACGAACUUUUAUUAGCACCAUUCAAAAACAAGAAGUUUGAUGCCAUUCUCGAAGAUAGUACUUCUGAAGAGGGUGAUCUAAUGUUCAACACAGAUGACAAUAAUAUUAAGGCUGGUACUUUCAAAAAACUUGUCGAAAGACUUUUGGACGUGAAUACUAAUAGCGUAGAUAAGGAAGGUAAUAGAUUUGCCGAUAUUUUCCUUCUCACAUGCACCUCAUUUGCAUCUCCAAUGCUUCUCCUUCAACAAAUUAUUGAUAUUUUCAAGAAUACAGACGAUGCUGUGAUAAAGUUGCGUGUGGAACAAUUUAUUAGCAAAUGGGUGAGAUUUGGUUUUCAUGAUUUUGACAAUUUGCUCAUUGCUCGGUUGGUAUCAUUCCUUUCAAACAUUUCAGCUGUCACACAAAAGAAGAUCAAAAAGUACAUUAUCAAGCACUUCCUACACGUGAAAAUGGAGAAUUACGGCGAUCUUAAUAACAUCUUUCCAAAUCCUCAAAUACCAAAGAACAUUCCAAAAGAAAAAUUGGAAGAACCUGAAAUGGAUAUCAAGAAGUGGAAGGAAGCCAAGAAAUUCGCAAAACAUCUCGAAAAUCCAUUCAACUUGAAAUUUGAGUUAUUGGAAUGGCCAAGCUUGGAAAUUGCUCGACAACUCACUCUCAUUGAAUCCAAACUCUUUAGAAAAAUUGAGGCCAAAGAAUUUUUUGGUAGUGCUUGGACCGAUAAGGGAUACAAGCAAGAACUCGCUCCCACACUUUGUGCCAUCACUGAAAGAACAAACAACAUUAGUUUCUGGGUCAGAAAUAAGAUUUUAAUGGAAUCCAACUUGGAACUUCGAAAGAAGAUAAUGAAGAAGUUUGUCGAUAUUUUACGAGAGUUGAAAGAGCUUCGAAAUUACACCUCCAUGAUUCAAAUUACUUCUGCUUUCAAUUCUGCUGAAAUUCAUAGACUGAAGAAAACAAAAGAAGGUCUCAGUAAGCAAGAUUUGGAACUCAUUGAAGAGUGUUCCAAUUUGGUGAGCAACAAUUCCAAAUCAUUGAGAGAACAAUUAGAACGAGAGGUCAUUAUUAACGGAGCACCUGCAGUUCCUGUGGUUGCCAUUUACUUUACCGAUUUGGUCUUUAUUGAGGAUGGUAAUCCUGAUACAUUCGAGCACAAGACCAAUCGAAACAAAAAACUCAUCAACUUCCAAAAGAGAAGACUCUACUACAAUGCUGUGAAUACUAUCAAGACAUUGCAAACCAAAUCUAAAUAUUCACUUCAACCAUUGCCAUAUCUUCAAUACAUUUUGAAGGAAGAAAUUUUACAAAAUCUCAAAACCGACGAAAAGAUGUUGUUCGAUCUGUCACUCAAAAUUGAACCAAGAACAAACAAAUAA
Molecule: messenger RNA, 8115 nt
Organism: Naegleria fowleri
Lineage: Eukaryota; Heterolobosea; Eutetramitea; Acrasida; Naegleriidae
Exons: 1
Coding region: 1-8115 (2704 amino acids)
Biological process (GO): positive regulation of GTPase activity; Ras protein signal transduction
Cellular component (GO): plasma membrane
Molecular function (GO): guanyl-nucleotide exchange factor activity
Source: RefSeq, a predicted model, not a curated record